AUGGCGCCCCGAAUCUUCAUGUAAGCUAGGCUGCAGCAGAAAGGAAUGCUUCUGGUAGACUAACCUCAGGUUGCGUCCUCACAGCACAGGUGGUACUGGCUACAUUGGAGGGUAAGGUCGUCCGCGAUGCAGCCGACCCACCCAUACUCACACUUGCGGAUAGGACGGUCCUCGACACUCUGGUAAAGAAGCACCCGGAGUACGAACUCAGCGCGCUCCUCCGGAAUCCGCCUUCGAACUUCCCCCAGCUGUAUCCGAGUGUCACAGUCGUGCGUGGUGACUACGACAAUUUUGAUAUCCUGAGUGAAGCAGCCUCGAAGGCGGACAUUGUCAUUCGUUAGUCUCCCUCGUCUGCAGCACCACAAUCCCCAUGCAAUUGGAGAUGUAGUGCCUGCGAUGGCGACGUUGCAAGACGCGUCUCGUCACUCGCGCCCCGUACGGAAACGUGGCUGAUAGAUGAGAACAGAUAACGGCAAUUCCGAUCACGAACCUAGUAUCAAAGCUCUGAUCGACGGGUUGUUAAAGAGUAGUAAAUCGGGCUUUCUCAUCCACCUGAGCGGGACUGGAAUCCUCGCAGACUGGCGCAGUCCAGAAUAUCUUGGAAAGAAGAAUCCUAAAGUCUGGUCGGACAUCGAUGACAUCGAAGAGAUUACGUCUCGGCCUGAUGCUGAGCUACAUCGGAACGUCGACAAGAUCAUUCAAGAGGCGGCCAGAAAGCAUGGUGAGCGACUGAAGACGGCGAUCGUGUGCCCACCUGAUAUUUACGGCAAAGGCCGUGGACCAGGUAGAACGACCAGUGUUUAUUUCCCAGUGUUCUUGGACGAGAUCAAGACAAUCGGUGCGCCGUUCUUUGGCGGCGAGGGAGCGAACACGAGGUCCUGGGUUCACAUUGACGAUCUGAUGCAGAUCUAUCUCAAGCUCGUAGAAGCUGCUGCUGGUGGAGGCGGUAGCGCUGACUGGGGAGUAGAGGUAAGAAGCCUCAGGAUCCAUGCCCUAUAUCUUUUUUUUUUUGGCAGUGCUAAUAGCAGCGUAGGGAUACUACUUCGCCUCAAUGCAAGAGUACUCGCAGUUGGAAAUCGCCAGGAAGACAGGCGAGAUCCUCGCGAAGCAUGGGCUGCUCGAGAAGGAGAAGGCGGCGCCAUUGCAGGUUUCCCUUGAGCGCAUCGACCAGACCAUGCAGAGCUAUGGCUUCCCACAUAUUGGUACUUAUAUGUUCGCCGCCAAUUCGCGCACCUGGGCACAUCGAGCGCCGAAGAAGCUUGGAUAUCAGCCAGGUGCGCCAAAACUCUGGGACCAGCUUGAAGCUGACUUGUUGGAUGCUGCUGGAAAACGAUAG
This is a messenger RNA of Lecanosticta acicola, 1336 nucleotides long. The record is from the annotation of a GenBank genome assembly. NCBI's taxonomy places the organism in Eukaryota, Fungi, Ascomycota, Dothideomycetes, Mycosphaerellales, Mycosphaerellaceae.